AUGUUCUCAUCUUCAUCUUCUGCACCCCAAACCGCUGGCCGACUCGAUGGCAAGGUGGCCGUCGUCACCGGCAGCUCCCGAGGCAUCGGCGCCGCCAUCGCCAAGAAGCUCGCCGCCGACGGCGCCAAAGUCGUCGUCAACUACGUCCAGGAUGGUGAGGCGGCCAAGGCCGUGGUGGCCCACAUCGAAGAGGCCGGAGGCUCGGCCUUUGCCUUCCGCGCCAACGUCGCGGUGCAGGCAGAGGUCGAGUCGCUCGUGGCCGCCGCCAUCGACAAGUGGGGCCGCCUCGACGUCUUCGUCAACAACUCGGCCGUGUCUGGUACCCCUGCGCCGAUCGAGCGCGAGACCGAGGCCCAAGUGGACCUGCUCACCGCCAUCAACUUCAAGGGCACCCUGUGGGGCAUCCAGGCCGCAGCCAAGGUGCUCCAGUCCGGCGGCUCCAUCAUCAACAUAUCGAGCCGGGCCGCCACUCUGGCCUUCCCGAACUUCGGGGUCUACGCGGGGCUCAAGUCGGCCGUCGACACCCUUACUCGCACGGCGGCGGCGGAGCUCGGCCCGCGCGGCAUCAGGGUCAACGCCGUGUCGCCGGGCGUGGUUGAAACGGACAUGGCAGCGGGCGCGAUGACGGACGAGCUGCGGGCGAUGGUGAAGCAGCAGACGCCGCUGGAGCACCGUACCGGCCGGCCGGAGGAGAUCGCCAACGUGGUGGCGUUCCUGGCCAGCGACGAGGCCAGCUGGGUCACGGCCCAGGUCAUCAGCCUCGCCGGCGGCUUCUGA
Molecule: messenger RNA, 777 nt
Organism: Acanthamoeba castellanii str. Neff
Lineage: Eukaryota; Discosea; Longamoebia; Acanthamoebidae
Product: shortchain dehydrogenase/reductase SDR, putative
Exons: 2
Coding region: 1-777 (258 amino acids)
Source: RefSeq, a predicted model, not a curated record